Molecule: messenger RNA, 2070 nt
Organism: Arxiozyma heterogenica
Lineage: Eukaryota; Fungi; Ascomycota; Saccharomycetes; Saccharomycetales; Saccharomycetaceae
Gene: AVL9
Product: Avl9p
Exons: 1
Coding region: 1-2070 (689 amino acids)
Cellular component (GO): cytoplasm
Source: RefSeq, a predicted model, not a curated record
AUGGAAUCAAUAAUAUUUGGUGUUUGUUUGGUUGACUUUCAUCAUAAAAGAGGUCCAGAAGUAGAAUAUUGGUAUGGUUUACCAGACGGCGUUCAAGCAGAUCGAUUAUGGACAGAUUUACCAUUUCAAGCCCUUCCGGAUGGCUCACAUUCUUUUGAAGAAACGUUCACAUACUUCACCUUACUUUAUAAUAAACAAGAUAAAUCUAGUUAUCCAAAUGAUGUAACUAAAAUAUCAGAGAGUGAAAUGGAGAAUUAUACGACAUUGUAUGGAAUAUCGUGUUCACAACAGAUUAAAUCUGAUGAACUUUUGAUUAAAGAUGAGAGUGUAACUAGAUCGACUGUUCAAAAAGCAAUUGUGGUGAUAUCUUUUAAACCAAUUCUAAGUCAAAUUAAAGAGAAGUUAAGUAUUGUUACCAAUGUAUUCUUCAUGCAGCAUGAUUUUACAGACAAGAAAAUAAUAAAUACAUUAUAUGAUAGUCUCAUAUCGAUAUAUAGUCCCAUUAGUUAUAAAUACUUGUCACAAGACAACGAUAAUAGUCAAACUUAUAUGGGCAUACAUUUACAAAAUUUAUUAUUGACAUACAAAAAAAAUUUAUUGGUUUUGUUAAAGGCAUUGCUAUUGGAAAGAAAAAUUAUUGUUUAUGGGAACCAUGUUGAAAAUAUUUGUAAUUUACAAUUUGGUUUAAUAAGUCUAAUACCUGAUUUAAUAUUUAACUUGGAUGAUUCCAUUAGUCCACAGUUAUAUGAUAAGAAAGGCCUGGAGAAUGGGCAAGUAGUUGACUCUUUUAAAUCUAGUGAUAAAAAAUCUGUUUAUAAGUUUCUUGGGUUACCUUUACGAAUAUUUGAGAAAGGUGGAUUGUUUUCACCUUACACACCACUACAACAAAUUGGUAACAUUAAAAGUGAUAAGACAAAAUUUUUCAUGAUUGGAACGUCAAAUUCUUUAUUAUACGAACAAAGAGACCAAUUAUGUGAAGUUUUUGUUAAUAUGGAUGAAAACACUAUUGAGAUUCUCAAUAAAGAUUUGCAACCAUUAUUAAGUCUUUCACAUCAUGAUAAGAAAUGGAUUGAUUCACUUGUGGAUAUUGUUAAUUCAGUAGAGACUUCUAACAACAUUAGUUCGGAUAAUUUAGACGAAAAAUCUACAAAGAUAACAAAUAUAUCAUAUGAAGGUAGUGAUGAUUUCCUUCGAAGUCAAUUUGAAGAAUAUUUGUUUGGUUUAUUAAGCAGUGUAAAAUUAUAUGAAUAUCUGAAGUUACAUGAUGGUAAUGAAAUGGCAAUGGCUACAAUUCCAGAAGAUAUGAUUAAAAAUAGACCAAUAAAUACAUUUAAUAUUAAUUGGGUAAAAUCAUGGUUGACUACACAAAAUUUCCGCAUUUUCAAUGCUAUAACAGAUGAUCGUAUUUUUGAUUUAUUCCCGCCAAGACAUGUUUACAAUGGUGUUGAUCCAUUUACUAUAUUUCAACAAAGGUUUCUAAAUACUUUACAAAAUUUGAAAAAAAGUACGGCUAGUCGAAGUAAGGAGAGUAUUAAUAGUGACGCAAAGAAUCUAGAUAAAAAUAACGAUAAGGAAAAUGUUGAUAAUGAUAACAGUAUAAAUAAAGUUUCUAAUGAAGAUGAAGCAAAUAGUAUAUCAAGAACAGCGUCUGGAUCUCAGUCAAUCUUAAAUUCAUCAAUGGUAUCUAACAGUCAGUUGCAACCACCAACAAAUAAUAUAUGGAGCCAAUGGAAAGAGUAUUUUAAAAAGGAUAAGAAAGAGCAACACCAACAAACAGAACAAUCUACAAGAGAUGAUGACCAAUUAACCACUUCAAAAAAUGAAUUUCUCAAAGAAAAGGAAGAAGAUAUGUCUCAUGUUACCAAGGAGAUUAGUUUAAAUAAUAAUUUAUCUCACAAAAGUACAAGAAAUGUUUUUGAAAAUGCUUUAUUGGGACUUGGAAUUUAUGUCAAUAAAAAUCAAAAUGAAGAUAGUAGCGACGAGACGGUAUCUGGUCUAUCUAUUUCUCAUAAUAAUAGUGGUGAGGAAUUAAAUGUUGAUUCGACCGUUGUUUUAGAUAAAGGGAACUAG